GAAGCAAAGGGAGGCGGUCGCCUGCUGGAAAAACAUCACGGAUGCACACACACGCCCUCAGAUGUGUGCUGAGUGCAGGAAUCACAAACAUAGCGACACACAAGAGGGCGAGCGUGACGCCAGCACCUUCUCGUUCUGUCUGUGACACACGCACGCACGCACACGCGCCGUCGCUCUCUCCAGCUCACACAUUUCAGAUGCUCGCCAGCCAGCAAGGAGGACGCUGCCGGACGUGUCAUUCAAACAAGGACCGGAUGAAAAGACGAGGAUUAAGCAUCCCUCAAUCCCUCCUUUCGUGCCCCCUCCUCCAAGUGCUCUCAGUACAAUACGUCUCCAUACAUAAAGAAGGAUUAUUCUUCUUUUUGUCCUCAGUAGGAUUCUCAGCGUAUGGAUCUAUUUUGCUUAUAGCCACUUCUUCCAUUUUGGAUUCUUUAGAAAUAAUGAAAAAUGUAGGGAUGCUUUUAGGAGGGAUGUGUGAAAGGAGAGAACAGUGAAGCUGCUGAGCGUUGAAACAUUUAGUCAAAAGCUUUCUGCAGUCGCCACCCUUGUGGAGGCCGCAGGCAUGGCCGCUUGACGCCUCCCGAGGAAGUCGCGCGUCAUGCUCCCCCACGGCCACUCCCCAGGGGGCGUCAGGCCGCCCUCGUUCGGACCCGUCUUCCUCUGCCUGCUGGUGGCGCUGUUCCAGCCAGUCCAUCUGUGCCCUCCCCCUUGUCUCUGCUCCUCUGACGGCAUGCUGGUGGACUGCGGGGGCCGCGCCCUCACCUCCCUGCCUCCCUUGCACCUCCUCCCUGCAGGGAGUCGCUCCCUCCUGCUGGCCAACAACAAGCUAGCCUCGCUGGGAGCGUCGGCCUUCGCUAACCUCUCCUCUCUGGAGGAGCUGGAUCUUUCCAACAACUACCUCGACAAUUUACCGGCUGGAUUAUUCCGGGACAUGAGCAAUCUGACCAAACUGAGUUUGCACAACAACUCUCUGACAGCAAUGGAUAGAGAUCUCUUCCAGGGUUUGGGGGGUCUCCAGAGUCUGGACCUUUCGGUCAAUGGCUUGGCAUCUGUUCCAUUGGGGCUUUUGGAUGAGCCAAAGGGUCUAAGGUGGCUGUCCCUGACUGGUAACAGGCUUGUCGGUUUGGAGAGGGCGGCGUUUGAGCCCCUGGCCCAUCUCCAACACCUGGAACUGGGGCACAACCCUUGGGAAUGUGAUUGCAACCUGCGGGAGUUUAAACACUGGAUGGAGUGGCUAUUGUACCGAGGUGGAACGGUGGAUGCGAUGGAGUGCACGCUACCCAAAGAUCUGCGAGGGCGAGACAUCCGCGGCGUUCCCGUGGAAAUGUUCAACUACUGCCUCCAGCUGGAGGACGAGAACGGCGGAGGAGGAGGAGGCGACGGACCCCGAGGAGGUCCUCCCUGCAGCAGGGGCGCUGUUAACCCCAGCGGGGCGCCGCCAGUUUCUGUUGGCGAUGACGCCUCUUCAAACACGGGAGGAGGAGGCGAGGCGCCGGCGGAUUGCGUGCGUGCCCGCUACCGCCCGGUGAGCGUGCGGCGCGCCAUCGGCACGGUGGUGAUCGCCGGCGUGGUGUGUGGCAUCGUCUGUAUCAUGAUGGUGGCCGCCGCCGCUUACGGCUGCAUCUACGCCUCGCUGAUGGCCAAAUACCAGAGAGAGCUGAAGAAAAGGCAGCCGCUCAUGGGAGACGGCGAGGCGGACGCGGACGAUCGGGAAGAGAAACAGAUCUCCUCGGUGGCGUAGAGGAGCCACGGACCAGGGGGUUCGGCAAAAGGGCUCAAAGAGGAGAACGGAUUUGAAAAAGAAAGCAAUGAGCACCACCUUAACUCUCCAAUCCUCAACAAUCCGUCUCCUUUUACUUCUUUCAAAGCCUUUCUCCCUGCAUUUGCGUAUUUUGUAUCCCUUCAUCUAGCCAACUAACCACUUACUGAUACUGUCGCCUGCUUUACUUCGCACCAGAGAGAACAAGAAGAUUCCAUCUCAUUUGCAACGUAUCGAGUCACCGGAGAGUGGAAUUUUCAGGGACUCUCGAGUGUGCUCUUGAUUGGACCAAUCUUCACAUGAUAUGCCCUCGAAAACCAGCUUCUCUCUGGUCCGUCUCAGGACAGUCACAAAAUGGUGUCCAUGUCCACGCAUGAGAAGGUCUCUUGAAAUAUAUCAAAGGACUUCAGAACUUUCUAGCACUUUAUAGCUCAAAUCAAACACCCGUCAUAGGUCCCCUUUCCUCCCCUUCUUUAAGAAACAAUGUUUCCCUGAGGGAUUAGAGCUAACAAGGGAUUAAACUAAAAGAUGCUGCUAUUUCUCCCACUCUUUGCCAUCCCUUUAUCUCUCCACCCAUCUUCCCAUCCCGUUGCUAUAAAUGGAAAGUCCUCCUUCCCACUUGGUUUCUCUCCUCACAUCCGUCGGUAAUACACGAUGAAGGUUGCAUCAGCGCGAUUCGAAAAUGCCAAAGCCACAGAGAAUUAGAUUUGCAUUUCGGCUGAGUAAAAAAAAAAAAAAAAAAAAAA
This is a messenger RNA of Corythoichthys intestinalis (scribbled pipefish), 2505 nucleotides long. RefSeq names its product leucine-rich repeats and transmembrane domains 2a (gene lrtm2a). Gene Ontology annotation, cellular component: extracellular matrix. The record is from RefSeq and is a predicted model, not a curated record. Bases 599 to 1741 code for a protein of 380 amino acids. NCBI's taxonomy places the organism in Eukaryota, Metazoa, Chordata, Actinopteri, Syngnathiformes, Syngnathidae. Gene Ontology annotation, molecular function: protein binding. The transcript is spliced from 7 exons.